Molecule: messenger RNA, 531 nt
Organism: Brassica napus (rape)
Lineage: Eukaryota; Viridiplantae; Streptophyta; Magnoliopsida; Brassicales; Brassicaceae
Exons: 1
Coding region: 1-531 (176 amino acids)
Source: RefSeq, a predicted model, not a curated record
AUGGAAGUUAAUAGCGGAUCAUCGACAUCCUUCUGGUUCGAUAAGUGGUCGCAGUUGGGAGUCUUGAUAAAUCUUACUGGAGAAAGAGGCUGUAUCAGACUUGGGAUUCCGAUCAACGCUACGGUGGAGAGAGUUGUGCACACCUAUCGCAGGCGUAGGCACAGAAGCUCUAUCUUAAUGCAAAUAGAGCAGGAGAUUCUGUCUCUUCAAGAGCAUGGUCUUGGACAGCAAGAUGAUAUAUGUCUCUGGAUGAGGGAGAAUGGAGAAUUCAGACCAGGUUUCAUGACUUCUCAAACAUGGAAUCUAACUAGAACACACGCUCCCCGCGUCCCAUGGUUCAAUGGGAUCUGGUUAAAGGAAGCUACUCCCAAGUGGUUGCGGUUCACAACAGGUUAUCGACGGGUGAUCGGUUGCUCAGGUGGAAUCCACAAUCAAUAUCUAUUUGUUGGCUCUGCAAUGCAGCUACUGAAACGAGAGAUCACUUGUUCUUUGAGUGUGUAUUCUCUGAAGAAAUUUGGAGAGGUACGAUAA